This is a messenger RNA of Melanotaenia boesemani (Boeseman's rainbowfish), 2955 nucleotides long. RefSeq names its product myotubularin related protein 6 (gene mtmr6). The transcript has 15 exons. Gene Ontology annotation, cellular component: nuclear envelope. Gene Ontology annotation, biological process: dephosphorylation. Bases 180 to 2141 code for a protein of 653 amino acids. Gene Ontology annotation, molecular function: phosphatidylinositol-3,5-bisphosphate phosphatase activity. The record is from RefSeq and is a predicted model, not a curated record. Lineage: Eukaryota; Metazoa; Chordata; Actinopteri; Atheriniformes; Melanotaeniidae.
UAAUUGCAGCAACUUUUACACGGAUGGAGGAGUGAAAUAAUUGACAAUAAACACAUAUCGUCUGCCACCGAAAAAGUAUAGGAGGAAUUCGCUGCAUUUGAAGAAAUCAUAUUAUCAAUGCUACAAGAAGGUGUCGUUUGAAACCUCGAAGGCACUGACAGCUGCUUAGACUCGGAGAAAUGGAACAUAUCCGAACGCCUAAGGUGGAGCAGGUGCAGCUGGUGGAUCGCUUCAGCAACAAAUCCACCAAUGGCACAUUGUACCUCACAGCCACACAUCUCAUCUUUGUGGAGAGCAGCUCUAACAGUUCAACCUCUGCUGGACAGGAGGUCUGGAUUUUGCACCACCAUAUCGCCUCUGUGGAGAAGCGAAGUCUAACCACCGUAGGCUGUCCUCUGGUCAUUCACUGUCGUAACUUCAGGGUGGUUCAUUUCGUGGUACAAAGAGAGAGAGACUGCCACGACAUCUACAGCUCACUGCUGUGUCUUCUACGACCAGUAAACUUCGAGGAGCUCUAUGCGUUCUCCUACAACCCCAAACAGAACGACCAGCAAAGAGAGGAAGGAUGGCAGCUCAUUGACCUGGGGGCGGAGUUUGAGAGGAUGGGCGUCCCCUGUGACCAGUGGCAGAUGACUGAUGUCAACAGAGACUAUAAGGUGUGUGAGACAUAUCCACGGGACCUUUACGUUCCAAUCACAGCCAGUAAGCCGAUCAUUGUGGGAAGCUCCAAGUUCAGAAGCAAAGGACGCUUUCCUGUCCUCACAUAUUUCUAUCAAGAGAAAAAGGCAGCAGUGUGCCGCUGCAGUCAACCUCUUUCUGGGUUCAGCGCACGAUGCCUUGAGGAUGAGAGCAUGCUGCAGGCCAUCAGCAAGGCCAAUAACAGCCGGUUUGUUUAUGUCAUGGAUACAAGGCCAAAGUUGAAUGCACUGGCAAACCGAGCUGCAGGUAAAGGCUACGAAAAUAAGGACAACUACUCCAACAUCCGCUUCCAGUUUGUUGGGAUUGAAAACAUCCAUGUUAUGAGGGCUAGCCUGCAGAAAUUACUAGAAGUGGUUGGGGUUCGGUCUCUUUCCAUGAGCGACUACCUGGUGGGACUAGAAGGCAGCGGCUGGUUGCGGCAUAUCAAGGCUAUAGUGGAUGCAGCGAUCUUUCUGUGCAAGGCUGUGACGGUGGAAGGAGUCAGUGUGUUGGUUCAUUGUUCUGAUGGAUGGGACAGAACAGCUCAAGUCUGCUCCCUGGGGACGCUGCUCAUGGACCCCUACUAUCGCACUAUCAAAGGCUUCAUGGUACUGAUAGAGAAAGACUGGAUCUCUUUUGGUCACAAGUUUACAGACAGGUGUGACCAAUUGGACGGGGAUCCAAAGGAAGUGUCUCCUAUCUUCACUCAAUUCCUGGAGUGUGUCUGGCAACUGACUGAGCAGUUUCCACAGGCUUUUGAGUUCAGUGAGUGGUUCCUGCUACAGAUCCAUGAACACGUCCACUCCUGCCAAUAUGGAAACUUCCUCGGCAACAAUCAGAAGCAGAGAGAGGAGAUGCAGUUGAGAGAGCGGACUCACUCGCUGUGGGCAUAUCUAAUGAGCGAAAAACAGAACUACUUGAAUCCGUUCUACAGUCCUGCGUUCUCUGAAGCCCAUCCUGUGCUGGAGCCGUCCAGCAUGCCCUACCAUUUCAAGUUCUGGAGGAACAUGUACCACCAGUUUGACCGUUCCAUGCACCCACGGCAGUCAAUUCUCAAAACCAUUUUGACUUUGAGAGAGAACAGCCGCAAGACAGAAAGCACGCUGCAUGCACUGGAGACUAGGCUCCAACAGCUUGGCGUGACCCCCGUCGCAACCUCUGAUCCCCUUGCGCCUCCUCCAACCAGAGAUCAGCGCUCCAACCCCCUACCCCCACGGCCCGACUCCCUCAUUUUGGGUGCACCCAUCAACCACAAAGAAGUGCAGCAUCACGAGGAUGAAGAUGAGGUGGGCGAGGAGGCCACGGAGAGCACAGACACGGAGCGGACGGUGGAGGGCAGCAGUGGUACCGGGAGCAGGAAGCAGAGCUACGGAGAACUGGAAGGGACAUACAAUAGUGGCGUCGCCAAAGAAGAGCCGGCUGUUGUCAGUCUGGAGUUCGGUGUGGCACGUAUGACCUGCUGAAACCAAACAAAGGGGAUGUGGGACUUUGAUAAAUGUACAUGGCUGACUGAGAAGGCUUACCGAAAGUGUGUGUGCGUGUGUGUGGAUUAAGGAGAAGCUGUGGUUGUGUAUGUGAUUAUGGUCCAAAUGGCUGAAAUUGUAUGUCUGUAUAGUCAAUCUCUAUGGAAAGCCUCAUUAUAAUGUCAUAUACUGCACCUAUAGUGAAGAAGAUUUUGUUUUUGUUUUUUAAAUGAAUGUUGAAAAGCACUUCAGAAACUCAUGAACGGAAUAACAGAAUAAAUCAUUUAAAAAAGUUGAUGCUCAUUUUUUCAGUUAUUUUGAAUCACUUUUAAAAUACAUGGCCUACAAAAUAAAUAAAUGGUUAUUCUUUUCUCUUUUUCGCUCUAAAUAUUGAGAAAAGCACAUUUUCUGGCACUGGACAUUUUUAGCUUCAACCGAAGGCUGGAAGCCAACCUAAUCUAACAUUUCUGAGCUUAUUUUUCUCUUGUAUGGCCGAUUAGGAAAAAAAUAGAACAUCAUACUCUACCUCAUGAGAGAUGGCAGAGCAAAUUGUGUACCAAAAUGUCCUUAAUCUGACCAGAUUCACUUUGGUUUAUUUUCUAGGCACUUUGCAAAGUCUUUAGCUUUAGUUUUUUUUAUUUUUUAAACAAUAAAAAGGAAUGUUAUGAGUACUGUGUUAAUGUUUCAAGUAUCAGGUUUGAUUUUAGCCCAUUUUAAAUUAAUAUUGUCAGACUGAUUUUCAAGUUCUUCCAUCCGUUAUCUUCCUAUAGUCACUUGAUCGUGUUGUAGCAGAGUGAAGAACAGAAAUAAAUGA